CAAAAGGAUCCUUUUACUCUCUCUCUCUCUCAUUUUAUAUAUUCGCUCGUUUUGUGUAUUUUAUAUAAUUGAUCAUGCGCUGGACUACAUUAUUCAGUUUAUUAUUUAUAACCGUCGAAGCUAAACCUCACCUCUGGAAGGUGAAUAAGAGAGCAGAACCAACGAAAAAAGAAACCGAGGAAAAGACGAUUCAUUUUGCUAAUAAUACACAAACUAAAAAAUCUACAACAUCAAAAAAAAGGACGACGACAAAGAAACCAACAAGCACAACAGCAACACUAUCGAGUGCAUCCCUCAUACCAUCGUCAUCUGUCACAGCUUCAUCCAUUGCUAGUUCAUCCACUGCUCUUCCAGCACACACACCCAUGGUUGUAUCAGCACCAUCUCCUACAUCCACUCAACCCACCACACUUGCUACACCUACGGCUGCUCCCGAGACUGGAUCCAAUAGCGGUCUAUCCGGUGGUGCCAUCGGAGGCAUUGUCGUCGCCGUUGUUGCCGUCAUCGCUGGUGUUGCUGCCCUUUUAGUAUUCCGUAACCGACGAAAAAAGACGAUAAUGACUCGUAAUAAUAACAGUUCGGAUCCAUUCACGGUCGGAUACAGUAAUGAUAAUCCACCUGCCAUGCAACAAAUGACUUCGCCCACACAUCAAAGUUUCAAUGACCCAUCACCUACCCUCGUCUCCUCUCAGCAAUAUCAAGCUCAGCUACAGCCCUUGGCUCCUCCUCCUCCUCCUUUAGCACAAAAAGAACCACAGCAGUCAUUGGGCGUAUAUACCGUCGUGGCUACUUAUUCGCCAACAUUAAGUGAUGAGAUUGAUAUUCAGAUUGGAGACCAGGUUGAGGUCCUGGUAGAGUAUGACGAUGGCUGGUGCCAAGGCGUCAACCUGAGUCGUAAUAAUGCAAAGGGCGUAUUCCCUAAACACUGUCUUGAUUUUUCAUCCACUCAAAAAGAACAGACUCAACAGGAUGAUGCUAGAGUAAAGAGAGUAAGCUCGAUGCGUGUUGGUUCCUAAAUAAACUUGUAUGUAUUUGUGUAUUGGUAUUAUUAAUAAAUAUAGAUCCCCCCGCACACAUACUCCUUUUUUGUCUUGGUGGUGGAUUGUGUGUAUAUUCAUAUUUCAAAGGUCUAGUCUCUCAUAAAUACAGAUACUCCUUUAUGAUUUUUUUUUAUUUUAAGCGCAUGGUUUUUAUCGACAUGAUGUAUACAAUGCAGAUGCAUAGAAAUAUAUAUAUAUAUAUAUAAUGUGUGUUUGUGU
Rhizopus microsporus ATCC 52813 is the source of this 1259-nucleotide messenger RNA. RefSeq lists its product as uncharacterized. The record is from RefSeq and is a predicted model, not a curated record. The coding region runs from base 75 to 1016 and encodes 313 amino acids. Gene Ontology annotation, molecular function: protein binding. Lineage: Eukaryota; Fungi; Mucoromycota; Mucoromycetes; Mucorales; Rhizopodaceae. The transcript has a single exon.